CUAAAUAUGUAUAACGUGUGUAUUCUCCAGAUUUUAACUGUUGCUCUAUCAUUUUCGUGUAAACUGCAAAAUUGGAAUCCACUAACUGACAACCACGUGGCAGCUCUAAUCUUAGCGAGAGGUGGUUCUAAAGGGAUUCCGUUAAAGAAUCUAGCCAAAAUCGGAGACCAUUCGAUUUUAAACAUAACUUUAAAUACUGUAUUACAAGUGGAUUUCUCAUCAGUAUGGGUGUCCACUGAUAAUGAACAUAUUUUUAAAGAAGCCGCUUACGUAAAUGUACACUGGAGAUCAAAAGAAUCGGCCACAGACGACGCACCCUCCAUUUUAGGUGUGUUAGAUUUUAUCCGCAGCCAUCCUGAAGCUGAUGUAAUUGCUUUAAUACAGUGUACUUCACCAUUUAUUAAAAAAUGGUAUUUAAUGGAGGCAAUAUGGUGGAUUAAUCAAGGUGCAGAGUGUGUUUUCUCUGUUAGCAGGCUAGAAACUAGGAACCAUCCGUCGAACGAUUAAUUUAACGUUUUCUCGACACUUCAUGACUUGUAGAGAAUGAAAAAAUAGAUCUUCCUUUUCUGUCUGUCUUAGAACUCUGUAUUGAUUUUUUACUCUAGAAAUCCAGAUUUUUGAAAAAAUCAAAAUACUAUAACAACAUUGUAAAAUUUAACGUUCAAAGUACAGAAACAAAUGCUCUGAAAAUAUUUUUUAGCAUUUUGUAUACAGGAUGACUCAAAAAAAUUAUUGAAUGAGACAAUUUAUAUUAUUAAUUAUUAGUAUUACCCCGCGCUAUCCAAACUGAUAUGCAAAAAAAAAGAUAAGCUGAUACUGAAUUUUAGGGGAGAAGGAAGUUCUGUCUAAAUAACCUUAAACCAAUUUUUUAUGACUGGUGGAUGAGAAACAUAAUUUUUCCAGGUGUUUCCAGAAUACCCACCAGUUUUUAAUUUUUUCUUAAAGAUUUUUUGGUCUUGUUAAUUUUGAAUUUCUAGUGUCUACAUUAUUAAGCACUUUGUCACAGUUAAGUCACUUCACAGAUCUUUUCAUUUACGGUGGUUAGAAACCGAAGAAGGCGUACAACCCCUCAAUUUUAACAUUGAAAAGCGACCC
Messenger RNA from Zophobas morio, 1095 nucleotides. It is a transcript of the gene Csas, whose product is annotated as N-acylneuraminate cytidylyltransferase B. The coding region runs from base 7 to 507 and encodes 166 amino acids. Gene Ontology annotation, molecular function: N-acylneuraminate cytidylyltransferase activity. The record is from RefSeq and is a predicted model, not a curated record. Lineage: Eukaryota; Metazoa; Arthropoda; Insecta; Coleoptera; Tenebrionidae. The transcript is spliced from 3 exons.